CACAGAAAGACACACAGAGACAACCUCUUUCUCUGUUUUUAUUUUUCAUCUUUUUAUUUUUUGGGUGGCCCAUUGUUGCGUUAUUUUAUUAUUUUUUGCUAGAGAAACAUAGGAGAGAGGGCACAGUAGACAUAGGAGUGUUGUCCCGCUCUACUCUUACUCUACAGAGAGGCAGAGAGAGAGAGAGAGAGAGAGAGAGAGAGUGGCAACGGGGGCAAUGGGCAAUGGGAGAGUGUGUCAGGUGUCUGCUUUUCUUUCCCGUCCACUCCCCACCACCACCACCACCACCACCACUCUCUUAACCCUCUCUUCUAACCCCCCCCCCCCCCCCCCCCCCCCCCCCCCCCCCCCCCCCCCCCCCCUCUCUCUCUCUCUGCAGUCUCUUCAAUUUCAGAGGAGGCAGCAGAGAACACCCCACUCUUUCCCCCGUGAAUUGUCCUGCAAUGAAUGGGAAGAAGCUCCUCCUGUAGACCUACUCCUCAAUCAUGGAACCGGGCUCGAUCUCCCUGACCGACUCUGGCUCCUCCUCCCCUCCCACCACCACCACCGCCUCCUCCUCCUCCCCCCUCCACCACGGCCUCAAGUUCGGCCGCAAAAUCUACUUCGAGGACCAUGCCCCCCAUCCCCCCAACCCUCCCCCUCCUCCUCCUCCUGCCAAGCCCGUCCCCGCCUCCGCCUCCGCCUCCGCCUCCUCCUCCUCCUCCGCUUCAUCAUCUUCCAAGAAAGGCAGGGGGGCCGCCACCGCCGGCGGUGGCGGAGGUGGGCCGAUGCAGGGAGGCCAGCCGCCCCGGUGCCAGGUCGAGGGAUGCAAGGUGGAUCUGAGCGACGCCAAGGCUUACUAUUCCAGGCACAAGGUCUGUGGGAUGCACUCCAAGUCCCCUAAAGUCAUCGUUGGUGGCAUAGAGCAGCGCUUCUGUCAGCAGUGCAGCAGGUUUCAUCAGCUUGCAGAGUUUGAUCAAGUGAAACGUAGUUGUCGAAGACGCUUAGCUGGUCACAAUGAGCGUCGCAGGAAGCCCCCACCUGGAUCCCUAUUGGCCUCUCGCUAUGGACGGCUCUCUACUUCAGUAUUUGAUAACAGCAGCAGAUCAGGAGGCUUUGUGAUGGACUUCACAGCAUACCCCAGGCAUCUUGCAAGGGAUGCAUGGUUACCCCCUCGAUCAUCUGAUCGUGGACCUACAAAUCAAACGAGUGGCCAUGGAAAGUUUCCACUUCAUCAUCCAUGGCAGAGCAGCUCUGGGAAUCCCCCACCACCCAAUCUCUUCCUCCAAGGUUCUGUUGGUGGUGGCAGUAGCAGCUUGCCUUCUCCUGGAAUCCCUCCUGGAGAAUGCUACACAGGAGUGGCUGCUGGCUCAACCUGUGCUCUCUCUCUUCUGUCAAAUCAACCAUGGAGCGCUUCUAGAAGCCAAGCCUCGGCUUUGAGCGUGAACGAGAUGUUUACUCAACAAGAAAACCCAACCACGGCAGCUCCUCAUGGUGCUUCCGUUAGUCAUCUUCCCAGUGCCUUGUGGGGCUUCAAAGCAGGUGAUGAUUCUAGUGGGAUCCCAUCUGAGCUGGGUCUGGGCCAAUUCUCACAGCCUCUGGACAGUCACUUCCCUGGUGAGCUCGAGCUGUCCCAGCAGAGCAGGAGGCAGUACAUGGAGCUUGACCAUUCCCGAGCUUUCGACUCAUCCCAGCAAAUGCACUGGUCGCUUUAGGUGCAUAUCCCCUCUUUUGUUCUGUAUGGGUUUCUCGGAGGAUCUUGGGGUGCCUGCUUUAGAAUUGGCACUAUUUUUGCAGGUGAUCUGUGUCCUCAUUUAUCUGGAGUUAAUUCUCCAUGACCUGGUGUCUGUAUUUUACUUUCUAGGACCGAAACUCAACUGAAUUUGAUAUUUGGCUCCGAUUCUGCCCGAGGACCAUAAUCUGGCUGCGGAGACCUUGCUUACUAAAUUGCAACUUCGCCGGGCCGAACAGUUAUUAGCUGUUGUCUUGGAUUGUGAACUUAUCAUGUUGACUCUGUUUCUCCUAUAAAUUAUAUAUUAUUGCUGGUUUGCAUGCCAGUGUAUGUCAC
Punica granatum (pomegranate) is the source of this 2047-nucleotide messenger RNA. The record is from RefSeq and is a predicted model, not a curated record. NCBI's taxonomy places the organism in Eukaryota, Viridiplantae, Streptophyta, Magnoliopsida, Myrtales, Lythraceae.